This is a messenger RNA of Racocetra persica, 306 nucleotides long. The record is from the annotation of a GenBank genome assembly. Lineage: Eukaryota; Fungi; Glomeromycota; Glomeromycetes; Diversisporales; Gigasporaceae.
AUGUCUUUAUACAAAGCAGAAAAGUCAGAAUUUAGAAACCGAUAUCUAUGUAACACACCUCUUACUAAAAUUCAUCAAAAUAAUAUUCAACCUAUUAAUUAUAUUAACGAGAUUCAACCUGAUUCUAAUUACCAGAAUCAUAAACCACAAUUUGUCGAUAAUGAUCUAUCUAUUGAACAAUUAAUUAGUGCUUUUACCUGGCUUAACACAAAUGAAAACAGCAGCAACAAUGUAAUUGAAAAUAGCAACAACCAAAAUCAUGAAGAUUUCAAUGAUGAUUAUGUCCACCAAAAUCAUUCGCGUUAA